Molecule: messenger RNA, 1714 nt
Organism: Culex quinquefasciatus (southern house mosquito)
Lineage: Eukaryota; Metazoa; Arthropoda; Insecta; Diptera; Culicidae
Exons: 1
Coding region: 59-925 (288 amino acids)
Source: RefSeq, a predicted model, not a curated record
AAAGCGAAAACAGAGGGACAUUAUCGGAGCAGAGUGAAAAGCAGAGUGUUUUGGAAAAAUGGCGUUUAUUAGCAAAGCUUUCGGAGUGUUGUGUGUGGUGGCGGUGGUGGCCGCGUUGCCAGCGGACGAGAUCCGUACGUCGCGGAAUGCGAUCAACACCGAGGGUGAUUUGAUGGGCAGCAUCUACAAGGACUGUCUGCAGUCGGAUUCGGUGUCGUGUGUCAAGUACAAGAUCUUCAGCUUUUUUGACAAGGUUGUGGCCAAGCGUAGCACGUUCGCGUUGACUGACGGAGUGACCGUGGUGAAGACCCCCGGAGUUGACGGUGCGGAAGGUGCGCCCCGUGCCCUGAGCGGAGAUGAGUCGAUCGAGCAGUUGAUCCUGUCCCGCAUCCAGAACUUCCUGUCGUCGCACACCAUCAAGGUUGACCUGAAGGGAUCGGACAUCGUGAACGCCGUUACGUCGACCGGUCGUGCCAUCGAGGAUGUGUCGGAGAACCUGCUGGAGGAUGGUGAAGGUGAUGCCGCUGAAGCUCGUGGCAAGAAGAAGAAGGCCGCCAAGAUCCUGGGCCCACUGAUGCUGGCUGUUGCGCUGAAGGCCGCUGCUCUGCUCCCACUGCUGCUCGGAGCGAUUGCCCUGAUCGCCGGAAAGGCCCUGCUCAUCGGCAAGAUCGCCCUGGUCCUGUCCGCCAUCAUUGGCCUGAAGAAGCUGCUGUCCCAGGAGAAGCACGUGACCUACGAGGUCGUUGCCCACCCACACCACACUAGCAGCCACACGACCAGCCACGGUGAUGCCUACUCGCUGGGAGGAUCGUACGGAGGUGGUGCCGAAACCGGAGGAUACAGCGCCGGUGCCAGCUCUGGCCACGGAGGCUGGGGACGCGCCAUCGACGCCCAGGAUCUGGCCUACAACGCCCAGAAGCCCUAGACGAUCACACCCUCGCUGAACCUGGAAAACAAACGAUAGUCGAACACACACAUUAGUUACACGAGAUACGCAACUGAUUGCAAGUGUACUCCUUAGAGGAGUUUACCCUUAAGCCCACGAAGUACCGUCCAAUACUCGAUCAGUAGGUGCCCACGUGCCUGCCGACCUCAUUGGUUUCAUGCCUUUAUUUAUUUUAAUUUAUUUAGAAGAAUUCGUUGCUCGAUUAUCGAUAAAUUAAAUUAUUUAAAGUACCAGCUCUUUUGCAUGCGAGUAGGCGUUAGGAAUUUAAUUUAUUACAAGAAAAAAAAAAACUAAAAAUCAAACAUAGCCAACAAUUACAAGCAAAUGCAGUAAAGCAGGAAAAAUCUCAAAAAAAGGAAAUGCUACCAGAAUACGCGCAUAUUGUGUGCCCCCAGGAUCUUCUUAUUAUACACAACCAGGCAAAGACUUUCUCUCUUCUCUAAACUUUAAGAACCCCCCCUCAAAACGAAAAAGACUCUCUAUUGUACUAUAUAUUUUCUUAACCUCACAUACUCUCUCAAACGCUACCCUCCCAUCUUCAACUGCUCAACGAGUCUUUACGCACACCAAACUUACUUUUUGCUUAACUAUAAGCCGUUCCUGUUAGUUAUCUUCUCUGUGUCACGUGUUGUAGAAAUUAAUCAAAAAAAAAAAAAAAACAGAAGCGAAAAUAGCAGCCAAUAUUAGUAAAACUAAUCACCAAAAAACCCCAACACAUACACGAAUUGUGAACAACGAAAUAAAACAUGCUCAAGAUACGAUACGAAA